This is a messenger RNA of Selaginella moellendorffii, 1758 nucleotides long. Its product is annotated as pentatricopeptide repeat-containing protein At4g02750-like. The transcript has a single exon. The coding region runs from base 1 to 1758 and encodes 585 amino acids. NCBI's taxonomy places the organism in Eukaryota, Viridiplantae, Streptophyta, Lycopodiopsida, Selaginellales, Selaginellaceae. The record is from RefSeq and is a predicted model, not a curated record. Gene Ontology annotation, molecular function: protein binding.
AUGCGCCACGGCAAUCUCUCUCACGACCAAGUUGUGGCACUGGCGUGCCGGAUCAAGGCCUCGACGCGGCUUUCCAGCCUCCAGGAGCUCCAUCCUCGAGUGGUGGGCAGCGGCAGCACGUACCUUGCAAAUCUCCUCAUGGUCAUGUACAGCAAAUGCGGGAGCCUUGCCAAGGCACAAUCGGUGUUCUGCAGCAUUGUCAAUCCAAACGUCUUCUCCUGGACAAUCCUGCUGGUUGCGUAUACUAGCCACGGCGAUCUUGAGCGAGCGGAGGAGCUGUGGAGCCGCAUGCCCGUGGCAAAUACCGUAGCCUGGAAUGCAUUGAUUACUGCAUAUGCCGAAAGUGGGCACUUUUCCAAAGCAAAAGCAUUGUUUGAUGGUCUUCUUGCUCCCGACAUUGUGUCCUGGAAUUCGAUGCUUGCCUGUUACAACAAGAACAAUGACGUUGGACAAGCCAUAAAUAUGUUUAAUCUGGUGCCUUGCAGAGAUCUAGUAACCUGGAACUCUGUUCUUGCGGCUUAUGGCGAAAGUGGUGAUCUAGAAAGUACCAAGCUUGCUUUUGACUCUUUGCCGGAGUGGGAUAUGGUCUCCUGGAACACUCUUCUAGCGGCACACGCAAUCGUUGGUUUUAGCGAUGGAACUUCUCGUGUGCUGGAAGAGAUGCCCAUGAGAGACGUUUUCUCUACGACUUUGAUCAUCGCGGCAAAUGCCAAACGAGGGGAUCUUGAUAGCGCGAAAGAAGCAUUUGAAUCGGCGCCUGUCCGAAAUGCCCUGACGUGCUCCGCGAUGCUCGUCGCCUACCUGCAACUGGGCCGCCACGAUGGCGCCCGCUGGUUGCUAGGAUCGAUGCCAGAGCUCACGCUCUCCACUUGGAACGCGCUCGUCUGGGCGCUCGCGAUGGCGGGGCGAAUGGAAGAGGCCAUUGCGAUCCGGGAGCAAAUGCCGGACAAGACGAUCGAAUCCAGCAGCGCCAUCGCCAUCGCCCACGCGCGCGCGGGCGAUCUGGACGCCGCUGCGGCGAUCUUCCUCUACGAGAUGCCACACCACAACGUGGUCUCGUGGACGGCGGCCGUGGAAGCCUACGCCCAGAAUGGCCACCUCGCCAUCGCCCGGAAUCUCUUUCACGCCAUUCCGGAGCGGAAUGCCGUGACGUGGACGGCCAUGAUCGCGGCCUACGUCCAGCACGCACAGCUCCGGAAUGCGGUCGCGCUCUUCCGCGCCGUACCGUUCGGCCACUCCAGCACGGUCUUGUGCAAUGCCUUGAUCAUGGGCCAGGCACUGUACGGAAGCCUGGCCGAAUGCCUGGAGCUCUUCCACGCGAUGCUAAUUGACGCCUUUGUCCCGGACGAGAGCACGAUGGUGGGGAUGAUCAUAGCUAUCUCGCGUUGCCACUGUGAUUACUACAACCGUGGAGCGAUGAUCCAGAGAUGGUUUGGAUCGAUUUCUGUGGAUCACGGCAUGGAACCGUCAAUGCAACACUACUGCUGCGUGGUGGAUGCGCUGGGGCGAGCGGGACACGUAAAUUCCGCCCAAGAGCUCGUACACACGAUGCCGUACGUCCCCGAUAGAGUCGCAUGGAAGACAAUGCUGUGUGCUUGCCGGAACCACGGUAGUACGACACUGGCCCAAGCGGCUGCUAAGAACCUUGUCCGCCGUGAUGGUGACGGCGGGGGUGACGCUGACGGUGAUGGUGAUGGUGAGGGUGACGGUGCCCCUUACAUUCUCUUGUCCAACGCAUUCGCGGAGAAGAGCACGUAA